CCAUUUUACGUCUGAAUUGGGUUUUGCACUCCCACCUUCAGCUUUUAUUUUAAACACAUAUACCUCCUGUUGGUGGGUCCAUUCUGAAUCACGCGAUUGGAAAAUGAUAAAGAUGGGCACAAAAACUUACCCAUCUUUUUCUUCUUCUUCAUUGCUUGCUCCGAUUCAAUUUUUCCAAACAAACCCUAGUCCUAAAUCCACCUUCUCACCUUAAAUUCAUUUCUUCGUCAUCCCAAAUUCACUCCUCCACUUUUUUCUUCUCUGUCCUACCUUCUUCAUUUAUUUCUUUAUUAUUAUUAUUUCUAGAAAUAAAAAUUGUUGCAAGGUUAGGAAUAGGGACAGGGUUAGGGUUGGGAUUUUGGUGAGGAAGAAGGGUGAGAGAUGGAAGGGUGUUUUUUGUCUUUCACUGUUUCCCUGAACACUUUUAGUGGACAAGGGGGAGUGUUGCUUUCAAAACUUCACUUGUAUAAUUCUUAGAAGGAGUGUGAUCAUAAUUAUCAGGACCCUGAGUGGUACUAUUUUAUCCUUUACUUGGUAAAAAAAUGAGCUUCAAAAUUAUGUGAUUUUUUUUUUUUUUUAAUGGGCAAAGAAAAUUGUUAUCAAAGAGCACCUAAGCAAAGAUGGGGUGCAACCAACCAUAUCAUUUGUUUGUAUACUUACUAGAUCAGCUGAUUGUUGGGCUGAGUUCUCUGUUAUUAAUGAUUUCUAUGGAUCCAAGAUUUUCUUAUACUUCUCCAUUUUCCUGCAAUUCUUUUCUGGGAAAUGAGUAUUGUUAGAAGAAAUAAUUAAAAGAGAAAUGGACAGUGGGAGGGGGGAAGUUAUGUCAUUGGAGCUUGCCAUGAAAAGGGAGCUGGCAUAUCGGAAGAAAGUAGACAGGUUACUGUUGCAAUUACAUGGUGGAGUCUCCAAGGAAAACCCGGUGCCAUCUUCAAGUCCAAGGCCAAGUUCAGGCUCAAAAUUUUCAGGAAUAAAGAGAAAAGCACCAACUAGCAGCUUCAAUUGCCAACCACGUCAAAUGCUGCAACCCGUUGAUCAUAGUAACACACUUAAGACACAAAGGGAUGACUUAUUUUGCAAAGUCUGUCAAGUCCCCUGCUCAGGUGCCAAUAGUCUCAAGCAACACUUACUAGGUCAAAAGCACAAGGAUAGACUACAAAACUUGACACCUAGUAUGAACAUUGGAGAAGAGGGAGCAAAACAACGAUUAUGGUGUGAAUUGUGUAAAAUUUGGUGCAUGAAUAAAAACUCAUUCAAAGAUCACUUAAAAGGUAAGAAGCACCAGUCCAGAGCACAAGCCGUGGAACUACAUGGGACAGAUGAUGGAGAAAUAGCGAACCAGAUGAAUAAGUACUGCAAAGUGUGUAAAAUUUGGUGCAUGGACGCAUUCAAUCAGCAUCUUGAAAGCAAAAGGCACAUCCUUAACCUUCAUGCUGCCAAGGGAAAAAAGAUGGUGUUGGAGGACAAUUAGGCUGCAUUACCAAAGCCAAACUGGAAAGAAAGUAGGAGAUUAUCUAGCGAAGUGUAAGAUUAUUAACAAGGAAACUAACUUAAUUGAUGUGUUUGAUAAACUCUUUUGUUUUGGAAGUGAAUGUUAGAGAAGAAGGCUGGAUUUUUUGUUUAGACCCGUUUUUCUUAUAUUCAUGUACCAGUUGAUUUGGGAGUUGCAACAGAUAGAUUUUGCAUUUCAA
Messenger RNA from Vitis riparia (riverbank grape), 1688 nucleotides. Its product is annotated as zinc finger RNA-binding protein-like. The record is from RefSeq and is a predicted model, not a curated record. Gene Ontology annotation, cellular component: precatalytic spliceosome. Bases 797 to 1468 code for a protein of 223 amino acids. The transcript has 3 exons. NCBI's taxonomy places the organism in Eukaryota, Viridiplantae, Streptophyta, Magnoliopsida, Vitales, Vitaceae. Gene Ontology annotation, molecular function: single-stranded RNA binding; double-stranded RNA binding; zinc ion binding.